Dacryopinax primogenitus is the source of this 1002-nucleotide messenger RNA. Its product is annotated as NADP-binding protein. The transcript has 3 exons. The record is from RefSeq and is a predicted model, not a curated record. Gene Ontology annotation, molecular function: oxidoreductase activity, acting on the CH-CH group of donors, NAD or NADP as acceptor. Lineage: Eukaryota; Fungi; Basidiomycota; Dacrymycetes; Dacrymycetales; Dacrymycetaceae. Bases 1 to 1002 code for a protein of 333 amino acids.
AUGUCCCUCCCCAACCCGACGCUCAUCUUCCUCUCCCGCCCCCUCACCUUCCCCACCAGCACAAACAUCUCCCUCCUAACUCCCUCCAUCAACCUCUCCCUCCCGCUAGAAGGCGGCUUCCUCACCCGCACCCUCUGGGUCAGCCUCGACCCCUAUAUGAGGGGCCGGAUGACCUCCGGCUGGGAAGAGGGGAGCGUUUGGUCCGGAUUCGGAGUUUCGGAAGUUCUGAGGUCGGAAGUCGAGGGCUUGAAAGUGGGUGAUAAGCUAUACGGGCACCAACCAUACCAAGCAUACAUCCUCCACCCCCCUUCCGAGCGAGCAGCAUACCGUCUCCUCCCCUCCCCCUCUCCUAUCCCUCUCUCGGCCUACCUCGGCCCCGCAGGCAUGCCAGGCAAGACCGCCUUCUACGGGCUCAAAGCCCUAGCCCACCCCCAAGCCGGGGAGAAGAUAUUCGUCUCCGCCGCUGCUGGUGCUGUGGGGCAGCUCGUUUGCCAGCUGUGUAAGGCCUGGGGAGUGCGAGUCCUGGGAAGCGCGGGGAGUGAGGAUAAAGUGCGAUUCUUGAUCGAUCAGCUGGGGGUGGAGGCGUUUAACUACAAAGAGGUGGAUACUGCCCUGCAGCUGAAGAGAUUUGGACCGGUGGAUGUGUAUUGGGAUAAUGUGGGUGGGGAGACGCUGGACUGUGCUUUGGAGGCGAUGAAUAGACGGGGGAGGAUCGUUGUCUGUGGGCAUAUAUCGAUGUACAACGUUCCCAAAGAACAGCGGUAUGGGCUCAAGAACACACACGAGAUGAUAUACAAAGAACUCUCUAUGCAGGGGCUUUCUGUCACUCCCUACGAGCAAGAGUACGCAGACGAGUUCUACGCUACUGUACCCCCACUUAUCGCCCAUGGUGAGAUCAAGUACAUGGAGGAAGUGACGGAGGGGCUGGAGAAUGCAGCGGAGGCGUUUGUAGGGCUGUUGAAGGGGGAGAAUAGGGGGAAGGUUGUUGUUAAAGUUACUUGA